Molecule: messenger RNA, 1569 nt
Organism: Rangifer tarandus platyrhynchus (Svalbard reindeer)
Lineage: Eukaryota; Metazoa; Chordata; Mammalia; Artiodactyla; Cervidae
Source: the annotation of a GenBank genome assembly
AUGAGCGGUUUUAAUUUUGGAGGCACUGGGGCCCCCACAGGCGGGUUCACCUUUGGCACCGCGAAGACCGCAACGACCACGGCCACUACGGGCUUUUUUUCCUCCACGUCCGGCACUGGCGGGUUUAGCUUUGGGAUUCCCUCCCAGUCAGCCGCCAGCACCCCUUCCACCAGCCUGUUCUCACUCAGCACCCAGACUCCCGCGACACAGACCCCGGCCUUCAACUUUGGGACCACGACGCCUGCAGCAGGAGCCACCGGAUUUUCCUUAGGGAGCAACACCCCAAAGCUGAGCCUGGGCAGCGCGGCCGCGGCGCCGGCCCCGACGCAGCCUGGCGGCUUCGGGCUCGGGGGCAGCACGCUCAGCGGUGCAGUCUCCAUCACCAGCACAUCCGCCCAGGGUGCGGCGCCCAGCGGCUUUGUGUUUGGCUCCACCACUGCAUCUGCCGCCCCGCCCACCACGUCCACGUCGGGGGGCUUCUCGUUCACGAGUGGGAGCGCAUCCCAGACGGGGACCUCUGGCUUCAACGUAGGCUCCCUGGGGGGCCCGGCCCAGCCUCCAGCCCUCAGCGGGCUGCCCUUCACCGCUGCCACUCCGGCGGCUACCGGAGCGGGAGCCGCCCAGCCGGCCGCGCCCACCCCAGCCGCCACCACCGCCAGCGCCGGGCCCUCGCUCUUCACCUCGCUGGCAGCCACUCCCACCUCGUCCGCCGCCACCGGGCUCUCCCUUGGCACCCCAGCGACCACUGCGGGGACAGCGGGAGCAGGGACGCUGGGCUUCAACCUGAAGCCCCCCGGAGCAGCUUCCACCACUUCCACGGCGACAACCACCACGACCACGACUGCCGCCACUACCAGCACCACCGGCUUCUCCCUGAACAUAAAGCCGCUGACUCCAGCCGGGAUCCCCAGCAACACGGCGGUCUCUGGGAGCGCGCCCUCUGGCCCCAACGCGGCUGCUGGGGGGUCGGCCAGCGCUGCGCUGACCUACGCCCAGCUGGAGAGUCUCAUCAACAAGUGGAGCCUGGAGCUGGAAGACCAGGAGCGGCACUUCCUGCAGCAGGCCACGCAAGUCAACGCCUGGGACCGCACGCUGAUCGAGAAUGGCGAGAGGAUCACCAGCCUCCACCGCGAGGUGGAGAAGGUGAAGCUGGACCAGAAGCGGCUGGACCAGGAGCUCGACUUCAUCCUGUCGCAGCAGAAGGAGCUGGAGGACCUGCUGAGCCCGCUGGAGGAGUCGGUCAAGGAGCAGAGCGGCACGGUGCACCUGCAGCACGCCGACGAGGAGCGCGAGAAGACCUACAAGCUGGCGGAGAACAUCGACGCGCAGCUCAAGCGCAUGGCCCAGGACCUCAAGGACAUCAUCGAGCACUUGAACACGGCGGGGGGCCCGGCCGACACCAGCGACCCGCUGCAGCAGAUCUGCAAGAUCCUCAACGCGCACAUGGACUCUCUGCAGUGGAUUGACCAGAACUCGGCGCUGCUGCAGAGGAAGGUGGAGGAGGUGACCAAGGUGUGCGAAGGCCGGCGCAAGGAGCAGGAGCGCAGCUUCCGCAUCACUUUCGACUGA